CGUGUGCAGCCAGCCGAAGACUCCUUCCUCUUGAUCGAUGCCCUUGAGCAGGAUGCUGACAGACUGAAGAAAAUUAGCCCCUCUGUGUGUCUAGAGGUGGGCAGUGGCUCUGGAGUGGUGUCCGCCUUCCUGGCAUCCGUGAUCGGACCUGCAGCUCUAUACCUCUGUACCGACGUGAACCCCGAAGCAGCCCAGUGCACUCUGGAGACGUCUCGCUAUAACGGCGUUAGUCUGCAGCCCAUCAUCACGGACUUGGUGGACUCUCUCUUGCCAAGGUUGUGUGGAAAAGUGGACGUUCUUUUAUUCAACCCUCCUUAUGUCGUCACACCAUCAGAAGAGGUGGGUAGCCAGGGCAUCGAGGCAGCCUGGGCUGGUGGGAGGUGGGGCCGAGAGGUGAUGGACAGGUUCUUCCCCCUGCUUCCAAAGCUACUGUCUAAUCAGGGGUUGUUUUACCUGGUCACUGUGGCAGAGAACAACCCAGAGGAGAUCACCACUCUGCUGAGGAAGUCUGUCCUGCAGGGGGGUGUCCUGUCUGUCCAGACGAACUGGGCCAGAGAGCCUCUCUGUGCUGCGCUUUCACAGAACAAUGUGACCCUCCCUGUCCCUCGACCACAGCUGAACCACAGAAGAGACCAUGAACCUGCUGCUCCGACCACACCAGGACCACAGCGGGGUUUCAGCUUCAUCUCAACAACCAGGAGUGGUAAACUGAUCCCUCCCAAGGACAGGACCGUAAAUUGAGUGAAAACCAUUGUGGGUUCAUAGCAGCAUUGGUCAAAUAAGUGACCAUGUCUCAAGACCUUUACCCAAUGCAUUAUACAGUACAAAGGCUCACAGGUUGUCCAUGCUAAGGAGUGUUCAAGUUUCCCUUGAACCUGUUUUGUAUUGGGGAGAGGAUCCAGUCUGUGUCAAUAUUACAGUUUUUGCCUAUUGCUUACACACUUUUUGCAGAAUUUGGCUCAUUAUGUCAAAACUCAACACACAAGCCAAUCAGACAUAGCACUUGGAGAUUA
Coregonus clupeaformis (lake whitefish) is the source of this 1013-nucleotide messenger RNA. Its product is annotated as methyltransferase N6AMT1-like. Gene Ontology annotation, molecular function: nucleic acid binding; S-adenosylmethionine-dependent methyltransferase activity; protein methyltransferase activity. The record is from RefSeq and is a predicted model, not a curated record. Gene Ontology annotation, biological process: methylation. Lineage: Eukaryota; Metazoa; Chordata; Actinopteri; Salmoniformes; Salmonidae. The transcript is spliced from 6 exons. Gene Ontology annotation, cellular component: eRF1 methyltransferase complex. The annotation marks the transcript as partial.